Molecule: messenger RNA, 2277 nt
Organism: Salvia miltiorrhiza (redroot sage)
Lineage: Eukaryota; Viridiplantae; Streptophyta; Magnoliopsida; Lamiales; Lamiaceae
Product: leucine aminopeptidase
Exons: 4
Coding region: 210-2051 (613 amino acids)
Biological process (GO): proteolysis
Cellular component (GO): cytosol
Molecular function (GO): zinc ion binding; metallopeptidase activity
Source: RefSeq, a predicted model, not a curated record
CAGCCUAAUAUUAUAUGCAAAGUAAAGCAUAUAAUUGCACAAGAAAUUGGCCCCUUUAAUCUCUUUUUGUCUUUAUUCCCAAAAUCUUGUCUCCCUCCAAAUUUUUUAAACCCUAAUUUUAUUUAGUGCGCUUUCUGCUCGAAUUCCCUUUUCCAUUUUUCUCCUCCACCGCUUCUCCACCGCCGUCCGCCGUCGUCAUUCUCAUCAAGAUGGCUCCAAUCGACCCCCACUCCUACACUGACUCCAGCCACCCCCUCACCACCCACAUCUCCCUCUCUUUCUAUUUCGAUUUCCCCUCCUCCACCAUCGCCUCCUCCGCCCUCCUCUCCCUUUCCGCCCCCCACUCCGGCCCACUCACACUCGACACCCGCUCCCUCUCCAUCUCCGCCGUGAUCGACCCCGUCACCGGCGCUCCCCUCCCCUUCACGCUCGACCCCCCUUCCCCCGACGCCGUUUUGGGGCAAUCCCUUGUCGUCACCCUCUCCAAUCAGUCGCAAUUGCUCCUCCUCUCCAAGACGACGCCGUCCUCCUCCGCCCUACAGUGGCUGUCGCCGCCGCAGACCUUCAACAAGUCCUACCCCUUCGUCUUCACCCAAUGCCAGGCCAUCCACGCGCGGUCGAUCUUCCCCUGCCAGGACACGCCGGCUGCCCGGAUCAAAUUCGCCGCGAAAUUAAACAUCCCGCGCUACCUCUCGGCGGUGAUGUCCGCGAAGCAUGUAAACCGGCGGGACCCCGCCGCCGGUGAGUGCGGCGGCGCGUGCGACGACGCCCUGUGGUGCGCGGAAGGGAGGGUCGUGGAGGAGUUCGUGAUGGAGCAGCCGGUGCCGCCCUACUUGUUUGCGUUUGCGGUUGGGGAGCUGGGGUUUAGGGAGGUUGGUCCGAGGACAAAGGUGUACUCGGAGGCGGUCCCUGCCGUGUUGGAUGCCGCGGCUAGGGAGUUUGCAGGGUCGGAGGAGAUGAUCAAGGUCGGGGAGGCGUUGUUUGGACCGUAUGAGUGGGAGAGGUUCGAUUUGUUGGUGUUGCCUCCGAGUUUUCCCUAUGGAGGAAUGGAGAAUCCAAGAAUGACGUUUUUGACUCCCACUGUGAUCAAGGGGGACGCUACGGGGGCGCAGGUCGUAGCUCACGAGCUUGCUCAUAGCUGGACGGGGAAUUUGAUUACUAAUAAGAACAAUGAUCAUUUCUGGUUGAAUGAGGGUUUCACAACAUAUGCUGAGCGGCGAAUAGUUGAGGUUGUGCAAGGAAAGGAAAGGGCCAUACUCAAUAUUGGAAUUGGUUGGAGAGGACUCGUUGAGCAAAUGGAGAGGUUUAAGGACCGAAUGGAAUUUACAAAACUUAAAACCAACCAGCAAGGGGUGGACCCAGAUGAGGUAUAUUCUGAUGUGCCCUAUGAGAAGGGUUUCCAGUUUUUGUGGCGCAUUGAGAGACAGAUUGGGAGGCCUGCAUUUGAUGAGUUUCUUAAAAAAUAUAUUGCCACCUUCAAGUUCCAGUCUAUUGACACUGACAUGUUUCUUGAUUUCCUAAAAGCAAAUAUCCCUGGAAUAGAAGAUCAAAUUGAUCUAAAAGUAUGGACUGAGGGAACUGGCAUACCUCCAGAUGCAAUGGAGCCUGUUUCUGAAAUCUAUACAAAGAUUGUGUCGUUGGCUAACGAGUUUAAGUCAGGCAGGAUGCCAAAUGAGGAUGAAGUUGCUCAAUGGAGAGGACAGGAAUGGGAGCUUUACCUUGAAAAUUUGCCUAAAUCUGUUGAAGGUUCACAGCUAGCAGCUCUAGACGAGCGUUAUAGGCUUGCUGAAUCAAAAGAUUACGAGGUCAAAGUGGCGUUUCUUCAGCAUGCUAUUGCAUCUAGGUGCAGUACCUACUAUAAUGAGGUUGAGAAAACUCUGAAAGAAGUUGGACGGAUGAAGUAUCUGCGGCCGCUCUAUACUGCACUAGUACAAGGCGCAGGCAAAGAAGAGGAGAAGAUGUUUGCAAGGAGGGUUUUCUCGGAGGCUUGCGCAAGCUAUCACCCUAUAGCUAAGGGUGUUGUUGAGGCCAUAUUUGCCAAACAUUUGUAAGUUCCCUUCUGUGUGAUCUAGCUGAAGAAUACUGUUUCCUACUCUUUCACCCUGUGGAAUAACUCGUCGAUUUCGGGUUCUAACUCGAGAUGCGUUCUGGGUUUAACUGAAUCUGCAUAGAUUUUUCCUUUUGUGGAGUUGCUAUAAAUCUGGCAGCUGCCAUGUCUGUAAAUCGACCGUCAAAUGUUUUCUGCACAGUAGGAAUGAAUAUGGUAAGUUAUCUGAA